AGAGAAAAAAGCCAUCUGGUCUUUGCUGCACCUCGUCCCUCUGUCUUUAUACCCACCUCCGUCAGCUUUAGACUGAACUGACCCAACUACCAUUACAUUUAGCCAGCACCUUUGUAAUUGCUCUCUGGGCUCUUGCAGGUCAUUAUGUAGGAGAUCUGCUUGCCAUGGGUGUGUGAAUGUGAACAGAAAGGAGGCUGGAGCCAUGUGACUCUCUCUCUCCACCCCAGUGAAUGAGCAGAUUGAUCUCUGGCUUCUUGACUCUUAGCGGUGGGGAAAGGAGGCAGGUGAUUUGGUAUCGUGCCCCAGUGAUACAGAUAUGUGGAGUCAGGAAAGCGCUGUGCUCAGAGGCAGUUUUGUCUAAUUACCUCCUUUCAGCUUCGCUGCAGCUCAAAGCGAGACAGAGGGGCAGAGAGAGAUUCGCUGCUUCCCAGCUGACACUUGCUGUGCUGUCUGAUGCGUGUUUUCAUGUUUCUCACAAAAGAGCUCUUUUGCAAUGCUGUGUACUCAGCCAUGUUUGGGCUACAGAGCUUGUCCAAACUCACCACGAUGCUUGGCUGCAAGCAGCGGGGUAAUUAAAGUUUAUAAUGAAGAUAAUACCAGCAAAGCUGUCGAGGUUCCCACUGAUGUUACUGCCCGGGACAUUUGCCAGCUGUUUGUCUUGAAGAAUCAUUGUAUUGAUGACCACAGCUGGACUCUUUUUGAACACCUCUCCCAUCUGGGAAUAGAGAGAACCAUUGAAGACCAUGAGUCUGUUAUGGAGGUGUCUUCAGGCUGGGGGAUGGACUCAGACAGCCGCCUUUAUUUCAGGAAGAAUUAUGCUAAAUAUGAAUUCUUCAAGAGGCCCCUGGACUUUUUCCCAGAUCACAUGGUCUCCAUAUCCACUGAAACCAAUGGCCUGGUGGAUCACUCUGAGCUCAUACAGACCUUUCUCAAAUCCAGCACUUGUCCAGAGAUCCACGGAUACCUUCAUGCCAAAGAGCAAAGCAAGAAGUCUUGGAAGAAGUUUUAUUUUGUCUUGCGGAGAUCGGGGCUUUAUUACUCCAAUAAGGGGACUUCCAAGGAACCAAGGCAUCUCCAGUUGUUCGCUGACUUCAGUGACAGUCAUGUCUACACCGUGUUGUCAGCCAAAAAACUACAUGGAGCACCUACAGAGUUUGGCUUCUGUGUCAAGUCCACAAAGUGCAGUUCAGCCCGGGACUUGAAGCUGCUUUGUGCCGAUGAUGAGCAGACCAGGACCUGCUGGAUCACAGCCAUGCGCUUGUUAAAGUUUGGGAUGCAGCUGUACCAAAAUUUCGUUCAGCCAUACCAGAAGCAAAAAGCUUCACCAAUGAGAAGCAUCUCAGAGAACUCGCUGGUAGCCAUGGACUUUUCUGGCCAAAAGACCCGGGUGAUCGAGAACCCGUCUGAGGCGCUGUCUGUGGCUGUAGAGGAAGGCCUGUCCUGGAGGAGGAAAAGCUGCCACCGUUUGAGUGGUCAUGGGAGCCCCUCUGCAGCACAGAGCUCUGUGCCAAACAUAGCUAUCCACUUGGCUCAGCCGUGGUUCCAUGGAAAACUGUCCCGGGAAGAAGCUCAGCGUCUAAUCAUUCAACAGGGUCUUAUUGAUGGAGUGUUUCUUCUGAGGGACAGCCAAAGCAACCCUAAGACAUUUGUUCUGUCGCUGUGCCACAUGCAGAAAAUCAAACACUUUCAGAUCUUACCAGUGGACGAUGAAGGGGAGUUGUUCUACAGUCUGGACGACGGUCACACGCGCUUCGCUGACCUGAUCCAGUUGGUGGAGUUUUACCAGCUAAACCGUGGGGUGCUUCCCUGCAAGCUCAAGCACCACUGUGCCCAGAUCACCCUGUGAACAAGGGACCCCCGAGACCCCCCGAGGGCUCACAUGCACCUUAACACCAGGUUCUUCUGAAAACAAACACUCCCAGUGUUCUUGUGCCUUGAGGAAGGUAUACAGACUGUUGUUUUCAAAAUGUGGUCCGGCCUUAUCUUUUUUCCUUUUUCAGAAAAAGCAGAAUUUCACAUCGGACUGUAUAAUAAAUGACUACUGGUGCUGGAGAUCACGUGCAACAUUAUUUUUCGGCCCUGUAAUGUUUGCAUAUGUGGCAGUAAAUCCAACGGGCCGAGUCCAAAUAUGACUUCUUGUACUGUAUAACUGCAGACAGCUUUGAUUCUAACAACAUCGCGACGGCAGUGAAAGAAAGUCUUUUCUUCACUACUGGAACCUGAGUUUUCACUCAAAACAUUUUAAAAGGCUAUCUGCUGCAGUAUGAAUAGAAUAAUUACAUAUACCUGUCAGUUAUGGUCUGUCAAAACUAAUGAUGGUUGUAUCCCAACAAAGUGCGUAGCUGCUUAUUAGCAACCAUAUCAUGCUGGAUAUUGUGGUAUAUAACACCUCCGUUCUGUUAAAUCUGACUAAAUCUAAGCUAUCUCACCUUUCAUUGUCGGUGCAUCUCGAAGUAUUCAGGUAUUUUUUUUUAAAGAAAAUGAUUCAGCUUUUCUAAUGGAUAGAUAAAAUGACCUCUCAGGAAGUGUCACUGUGCAUGUCCGACUGAAAAAGAGAGGUAAUGUCCAGGUAACCUCACUACUCUGCACUGUGCAUUCAUUUUUAAAAAUAUGUGAUUAAAUGAAAUGUUUGUAAUUAGUAGUGAGCUUACUCUACAACAAGAGCCAUGGAGUAUAUUUCACCAAUUUUCGAGCUAAUAAGCAGGACAUACUGUAUGAUUAAUUUUGAUCGCAUCAGAAUUCCCUGUAUAUUAAAAUUCAGGUUUUAUAUUUUCCAAAGAUUCAGGUACACAGUUUGCAACGCCUGGGUUGGUUGUAUUUUGAUGUUACUAGCACUCUUGUUCAUACACAGUGUCAGAUAUGCUUUUGCUGUGUGAUGUUACCACUGAUGGGGAUAUUCAGUGACAAACAGUUUUAUAUUUAAAAAGCCAACAAAGCAUUACUUUCUAGGUACUCUAAGUAUUUUAAAUCACAUGAUUCAUCUUUUUUUUCUUUUUAAGCUGGAAAAAAGUACAGUGAAUUAUGAAUGUCAUGGACUGCAUAGUUUUAUAUAUAAACGAUGUCUGUUUUUAAGGUA
Messenger RNA from Amphiprion ocellaris (clown anemonefish), 3076 nucleotides. RefSeq names its product growth factor receptor-bound protein 14 (gene grb14). Gene Ontology annotation, cellular component: plasma membrane; cytoplasm. Lineage: Eukaryota; Metazoa; Chordata; Actinopteri; Pomacentridae. Gene Ontology annotation, biological process: insulin receptor signaling pathway; negative regulation of insulin receptor signaling pathway. The transcript has 13 exons. The coding region runs from base 494 to 1846 and encodes 450 amino acids. The record is from RefSeq and is a predicted model, not a curated record.